AUGCAGCUGCCCGCCCCAAACAAGGCUGAGUUUGUGGCUUACUACCUGCUAUACAUGGCAGCCACAUUCGGCAACUUCAAGAAGAAGCCCGAUGAGCUGCAGAAGGUGCUGCGGUCCGCGGGGCCAGAGGUCCAGGCCAGCCCAUUCUUCUCCUUUGCCCUCAAGAUGAUCUCCGCGAUCGGCUCCUCCAACUGGUGCGCCUACUUCCGCCUCCUGCGGGGCGCCCCCCUCCUCCUCGCCUCGGCCGCGGCCCUCCACCUCGCCAACAUGCGCAGCGUCGCCCUCAAGGCGCUGCUCUUCACGGGGGAGAAGGCCCCGGACCCAGCCUCAGCCACCGGCCGCACGACCGGCGUCCCCCUUUCUCGUGUGGCUGCGGAGCUCUGCUUUGACUCCCUCGAGGCCGCUGAACAGUUUGCUAGGGCACACACUGUACCGGAAUGUGUUUCGCUGCGCCUCGCCGCACGCGGCAGCGAGCUGUGGGUGCUGCGUGCCGUCAACCCGGCCACGCGGCAGCUGCGCGGCUGGACGGUGCCGAAGCAGCUGCCGCGCAACCACGAGUCGUGGCUGGCGUCCAAGGUGCCCAAAGGGCGAAUCCUCGACUCGGUGACUAACCCCUGCGCGCCGCCGGGGCCGAGCCUCGAGCGCCCGCCGGCGGGCGCGGCGGGCGCCGGCGCGGGGUUUGCCGCGUGGGGCGGCCCCCCCAGUGCGGGGGCGUCGCCGCUGGCCCCCUACUCGCCGCUCGACGACGCCGCGGGCGCGGGCGCGGCGGUGCAGGCGCCGGGGCGGUUGUUUGCGCCGCCCGUGCCGGGGCCGGCGGCGCGGCAGCAGCAGCAGCAGCAGCAGCAGCAGAUCCGGGCGACAUCAUCAGGGAUCCUUUCAAAGGUCACCAACUUCAUAUUUGGCUCCCCCCAGCAGCAGCAGCCUGCCCAGCAGGCGCAGCAGCCAGCACAGCAGCCGGCGGCACCACUUCAGCAACACGCGCAGCAGCCCAAGCCCUUGGCGGCGGCGGCGGCGACAGCAGCGCCAGACGCACCCAGGCUGGCGUUCGGUUCGCAGGCUGCGGCUGCACCUGCGGCGUUUGACAGCACGGGCGCGUUGCCGCAAUUUGGCGCCGCGGCCGCAAACGGCGUCCCUCCCACCGUGCCCCAGCAGCAGCAGCAGCAGCAGCAGCAGCAGCAGUUGCCUGGCGGAUUGCCGGCGGCAACCGCUCCCCUCGACCCGCGGCUGGUCGCGGCGGCCGCGCAGGCGGAGGCCCACCGCCUGGCCGCGCAGCACAUCGCGGCCGCCCAGCAGGCCGCCGUCGCCGCCGCCGCGCAGGCCGCGGCGCUCCACGCCGCGCUCGAGGCGGAGCGGCGCCGCAGCGCGGCGGCGGCGGCUGAGCUGGAGGCUGUCGUGCGCGCGCAGCGUGAGAGGGACGCGGCGGCGGCGGCAGAGGCGGCUGAGCAGGAGGAGGAGCGCAGAAAAGCGGGCCCCUUUGGAUUGAUUGGUAUCCUCUUAAUCAACCUUUUGUGA
Molecule: messenger RNA, 1512 nt
Organism: Monoraphidium neglectum
Lineage: Eukaryota; Viridiplantae; Chlorophyta; Chlorophyceae; Sphaeropleales; Selenastraceae
Exons: 3
Coding region: 1-1512 (503 amino acids)
Biological process (GO): mRNA export from nucleus
Cellular component (GO): transcription export complex 2; nucleus; cytoplasm
Source: RefSeq, a predicted model, not a curated record